CCUCCUCCCUGUUUUGUCCCUCCAAAUUCCAGACUGACUCAUUCAGACUCUUUAUGCUUGUCCGACACAGGACUUUUCAUCAGUCAUGGCUCGGAUUUCUUUACCUGUGUUAUUACUGCUGCUGUGCACGGCUGCCAAUUCUGAGGUGAAUCUGGUCAGACACAAACGAGUUUGGCUCCCUCCUCCAAAGGAACUUACAGAGAAUGUGGACUAUAGAGGACAGGUUAAGGCCAAGAUUUUUUCAGAUUUGAUGAUCGCUGGAAAUAUCUACUACUCCCUAGAAGGUGCUGGUGCAAGUGAAUAUCCCUUCAACGUGUUUAGAGUUGAUUCUAAAACCGGAGAUAUUCGUGUGAAUGCCAUACUGGACAGAGAGGUCCAUAGCAUGUACAAUCUAUCCGGUGUGGCGAGGUACAAAAAUGGGACACUGGCAGAACGUGAUGUAAGCAUCCGAUUUAAGGUUAUAGAUGAGAACGACAACGCUCCAGUAUUUGGUGUCAUCAAUCCUGUGACGGUGAAUGAGGAAAGUCCAGUAGGUACCACAGUGAUGAAAAUCACUGCAACUGAUGCUGAUGAACCAAAUAAUAAGAACUCAAAGAUUGCUUACACAAUUGUAGAACAGAAACCACCUGAGGAUAUGUUCUCUAAACGAGAUGGAACCAUCGUUCUCAAAGGUCCUGACUUAGACAGAGAGAAAACAGAUCAGUACGUUCUGAUAGUGAAAGGUCCAGACUUAGACGGUGACCCCAAAGGAAACACCGGAACUGGAACUGUUACCAUCAACAUCCGAGAUGUGAAUGACAAUCCUCCAACUCUGGAAAAAGAAGAGUACGAUGGCAGUAUCGAGGAGAACACACAUGGCGUUGAGGUGAUGAGACUCAAAGCAGAGGAUCUGGAUCUGAAGGGAACGCCCAACUGGGAAGCUGUAUUUGAUAUCGUCAAGGGCAACGAGGCCGGGUACUUCAGCAUCAAGACGGACCCCAAAACCAAUGAGGGCAUCCUAAUACUGAAAAGGUAUCCUGUGGACUAUGAAGAUGUGAAGGACUUAGACCUUGGUAUAACUGUGAGUAACGUGGCUCCACCCCAUGAUGGAUCUCCAGUCGUAAGUGGAGCUGGGAUUGGUUUUGGAGGAGGUGCAGGUGGAGGAGGAGGUGGAGGUGGUGCAGGUGGAGGAGGUGGUGCAGGUGGAGGGGGAGGUGCACCGGGAACAGGAGGUGGACCUGGAACAGGAGGUGGACCUGGUACAGGAGGUGGACCUGGAACAGGAGGUGGACCUGGUACAGGAGGUGGAUCUGGUACAGGAGGUGGACCUGGAACAGGAGGUGGACCUGGAACAGGAGGUGGAUCUGGAACAGGAGGUGGACCUGGUACAGGAGGUAGACCUGGAACAGGUGGUGGACCUGGAAUUCCAGUUGGGCCCGGAGGGACCCCACUUAAAACCUACCCAGUCAAAAUAAAUGUGAAGAACCAGCCUGAAGGGCCACGUUUUGAACCUGCAGUCAAAGCUAUUCCAAUCUCUGAGGGAGGAGACACUGAAGUUCAUGACGUUAUUGCAAAUUACCCUGCGAUUGAUGGAGAUACCGGGAAACCAGCUGAGAAAGUCCAGUACGUAAAGGGCUUGGACCCUGCCAACUGGCUGAUCAUCGACCCAAACACAGCUGAGAUCAAACUGAACAAAAAACCUGACAGAGAGUCUCCAUACCUGGUCAACGGGACUUACACCGCUCAAAUACUCUGUAUCUCACAAGACAUGCCCGGUAAAACAGCCACCGGUACCAUAGCGAUACAGGUCGAGGACUUUAAUGACCACUGCCCCACCCUGACCAGUAGCAUCCAGAGUAUUUGUACCACGGAAGACGCCAUUAUUGUAAACGCUAAGGAUGAGGAUGAUUUCCCUAACGGAGCUCCUUUCCACUUUACCGUCAUCCCAGAGAGAACUCAGGGCAAAUGGCAGGCGGAACAUCUUAAUGACACGGCUGCUAUCCUGAGGGUCCAUGAGAAGUUGUGGCCAGGAGAAUACGAAGUGGUAUUUGAGGUGACAGACAUGCAAGGACUAAGCUGUCCUGAACCGCAGAAAGUGAAGGUUCCGGUCUGUACCUGUGAGGACGGGGUGAAGUGUGGCAAAAAGGGGGGUCUGGGACAGUCCACCAAAAGCACCCAGCUAGGACCCGCAGGCAUCGGAAUGCUGUUCCUGGGACUGCUGCUGUUACUGCUCAUCCCUCUGUUGGCGCUCUUCUGCGGCUGUGGAGGACCUUUGGGUCUGUCGGGCUUUGCUGAGAUACCUUUUGACACAAAGUCACAUCUCAUUAACUACCACACUGAAGGCCAGGGAGAGAAUACGGCGGUGCCACUAGUUAAUAUGCCAACACAUGUGGAUGGAAAUCUGGAAAUGGGCAUGGCAAGCAAAGUGUUAGGAGCUCCAGUGGAAUUCCAGAAUUCUGUUGCUUCCAUGGACGCAAUGAAUGGAAUCCAGCAAGGUUUUGGAAGUGCCUACAGGGAGGGGACAUGGGGGAGGAUGGGAAGCAGUCGAGCUGUUUUCUCUGAGUUUGGAGGCACUGAAUCAAGAGGAAUGUUUGACGACAUAGCUCUGCCAGAUGAAUUUCUGGAGCAAUACUACAACCAGAAGUUGAGUGGACAAGAAAACCUUGGAGUGAAGGACAGUCUCUUGGUGUAUGACUAUGAGGGCCAGGGCUCCUCUGCUGGCUCAGUGGGCUGCUGCAGCAGCCUGGGCACCGACAACGACCUGCAGUUCCUCAAUGAUCUCGGACCAAAGUUUAAGACUCUGGCUGAGGUGUGCGGUGGCAAGAAGAUCUCAACUGAAGUCAAACCAGUGAUCACUCCUCUGUCCAAUGCCUCUGUCAACACUGAGAUCAAACCAGUGAUCCCUCCAAUAUCCAGAGAAACCAUAAACACUGUGAUCAAACCAGUAAUCCCCCCUCUGCCCACUGCCUCCAUCAACACUCAAACUUCAGUGUCCAAUGUGGUUUCCACCCAACAGCUGCCCCCUCCAGCCAAGCCUCAGCCGAUGGUUUCUAAAACAGAGCAGACCGUGGUCAAGGAGACAUCUAAGAUCAUGAAGAAUGGCACAGCUACAGCGAGAGAUGGAAUGGCUAAAGUGAAGGGAGGCAUGGCAAACCAAGGCCAAGUGCUAAUGCUGCAGCAGCAGCAGCCUGUCUACUACACCACCACCCCUAUGCUGCAGCCCAUGCACUAUGUAGUCCAGCCACAGGUUCCAAACACUGUGCUUUUGGCUGAUGCACCAGCCUCCAGUCUUCAGGGAAUGGUGCUGGUUAAUGGUGCGGGGACCAUCCCUACACAAGGUCUCGUUGUCCAGGGUCAGACAAUGAUGGCCACCGGACAAGCUCCAGGGCCCAGCAUGGUGUUGGUUGACAGCAGUGGAGGCCAAGGGCUUGGGACCAACCUGGUCCAUGCUGGUAGCCUCUCUGGUCCCCAGGCUAUGAUGGUCAUGGAUGGAGCAGUCCCAUCAGGCUCCAAACAAUCAGUGAAGGGUGGUCAGACGCUCCUCGUGCAGGGAGGAACUUUACAGUCAGGGGGACUUGCAGGAACUCAGAGAGUUCUGGUGGUUGGAGGACCAGCAAGCAGCACAGGGCAACUGGUCCAGGAGGUAGGAGGUCUGAAGAAGGAUUUAUCAGGCUCUCAAAAGGCCCUCCACCGUAAGAGCAGUACGUCCACAGGCUCUACCACCAAACUGAGCACAGCCCCCACCUACAAUAAAGUGGUAGUGCAAGAGAAUUCACUGAGCUGUGAUAACGAAAAUUUUUUAACACAGUUCAAACAUCUGGCAAUGAUUAAGUAUUUUUAUGAGACUUUCUACAUGUCUGUACAUGUCUGUUUGUUGGUGGGGGGGCUGACUUCUAUGGACUUGAAUAGCGUAUACACACUAAAAUGCUUGAAACUUGUUGUGGUUGUAACCUCGUUUGGAAACGAAUAUUUUCAAGUUUUUACAUCAAAAUAACUAUUAAGCUUGUCUUUGAUUUAGGCAAAUUAACUUUGGGCAUGAGGAAUUCCUUUCUGAAAAGGAUCCAAUUACAGUUGGACGGCCCAAAGUAGUCAGUUCAGUCCUGGUAUAGAAUCCGUCUCCACAUGUCUCAAAUGAUCUUUCAUGGCUGGACCUCCCUUUCAUGCACUAUAUUCAAAUAAACAGCUAAUCCAAUAGCCUAAACCGUCACACUUUUCCCCAAGGGAUCUUGGAUAUGGUGCAAGCUGUUGAGUUUAAUAAUAUUGUUUUUUAAUGUGUCUUUGCAAAUGCAUUACAAAAGAAACCAUCAGAUGAGCCUUCUGAUCUUUCACUGUAUGAGUUGCUGAUGUGAAUAGGUCAGUAUACUUUAAAUGCAACUAUGACCAUUACUUUGUUUUGUUUUUUUUACCAGGUCUUUAUCUUUCUCUCUGAAAAUAAAUAUGAAUUUCAACCAGAUUGUGGGCAUAAAAAAUGGUGCUGUAUCUUUAAGAUUAGUUCAGGCAGAACAGAACUAAUAAUGCACUGGUAAUAUCCCAGUCCUCAGUGUGUCUUGGGUGUGUGCUCACACCAGAUAUGAAGCUGGGUAUACACUGUGUGAUCUUGGACAAAAGUUGGCCAACAUGAAACACAUGGCAGUAUCUUUGGUCACUGCGUGAAAAUGGUGGUCCAUGUACCACUGUGAAAGAGUCCAAAGUGAGGCCUCGUUCUGGUUUUGUACCCAAAAGUGGCCUGGGACAAAUAUUUGACAAAAAAAAUUUAGGAUUACCUUCUCACUGUUGAUCGACUACUACAACAUACUAUUGAGCUGGUAGGACACAUCAUGAAAUAAUGCACUGAUUAGUUCAAUACACGCAUACAUGUGUGCUGAAAUUACUUUCCCCAAGUCCUUUUUACUGAAUUGACAUCAAAGUCGCUCUCUUUCUGAGCCACAUCUGGGUCAACAUUCCCGUCCUCCUCAUCAUCUAUGGAUUUUUUCCAUACACAAAUAUGUUGCUACUGUAAUGUGUGAUUAAAUUCAUGGCUUACCACUAUAUGCUGAUAUUUUAUUCUUAUUUAUUGACUUGCCAUACAAUAUGCUUCAUAUUCUCAUUGGUGCCUUCAGAGCUGUCCCCUUAUUAUUGGAUCGCUAAAAGCACAGCCAAACACGGGCCUUGGUUUAUUCAAUCCUAGCAAAGCUAAUGUCUUGUACUUCAUAUAAAAUAAAUAUAGGUUGUUUUCCCCUAGCAAGGUUACACAUUUCGCUUUAUGAUUAGCUUGUUAAUGUUUUCAUACUGAACAUUUCCCAUUAACUCCAUUCUAGUGUAUGAGAUGUGCGUUCUGUUAUGUCUUUGUUACAAAAUCUGCAACUGGAAUUAGUUUCAUCCAGACUGUUAUAAAUGUGCAGACUGAGGCUAAUCUGUGGAUUAUAAAGGGAUUAGUUUUCCAUUUAGCUUCAGGUUAAAAUGAAUGACUAAGUGAUAUUUAGAUCUGUGCCUUUUCUCAUGACAGUACCAUUCAUGUGUCAGUGACACAUCACCGUGUGACUCACUGCAUUUAAUUAAUUCAGUUUGGUUAUAUUUUAAAUUAUUAUGGCAAAUGGCAAAUGGUUUAUAUAAUAUAAAGCAUUAUUUGAUUACGUUCACUUGGUGUUAUUUAGCUCUGACUUGGUACAACUCUUGGCUUUACAAUAAUGCAGCACGUUAGUCACAGAGCCAGGUUACAUAAUUAGUAGAAUUGUGGUUUGAACGACUUAAUGAGCUUUCAUAUUUCAAUUUUGAUUGUAAUUGCACGCAUGUGGUUUGGGAGUAAUCCUGCGUGACAUGGGUGUACGAUUGAACUUGCAAUGCUGUCAAAUCUUGGUUUUAGGAAAUAUACAUGUCCUUAUGCUAAUACUGUUACAAUACAGGCACUUUAAAAUAACAGUUAUGAUAUGCUCCUGUAGCUUUCAGAGCAGCUGAGCAAUAAGACACACGUGCAAUAGGAACAUAUGCCCAUAUUCAUAUAGAAAUAUCUUAUAAUGACCACACAUAUGCAUUUGUCAGUCUCUGUUUUAAAAUACAGUUUGGAUAAAAGGGAAGUCUGUGCAGCAGUAAAAACAAAAGUUUCAGGGAAUGAACAGCUUCUGUAAACCGAAGUAUUUAAUGUGAGCUCCUUUUGCACUAAACAUGUCUGACUAUUUUUGUUCAGACAAUAUGAACAUUAUUUUUCAGUUGUUUCAGACCAGGUUUCAUGCAACACAUGUCAGAUGUUUCUGAUUGUUUGUGCUGUUUGUUGUCAUGGGGUCAGGGGUCACAUUAAAUACUGACUUUAACCUUGAGAACCCAUUUAGUUCAGUUUUGGUAUAUCUUUUAAGGCUGUGCACAUAUUCCCUGUAUCUGAAGGAAAAACGAAUGAGAAAUAAUAUGUAAGGUCAUUUCAACCCUACAAAAACUACAAACCUAUAGGUGACCUAAGACGUGUUCACUGCAGUGUUCUUUUUUUCUUUCUUUUUUUCUGUCGGUAACAUGGUCCCAGUUUGGUUUGAUCUCUCUUGGGUAAUUUACCAGUAUAUACAAUAGUAAUUUAACUCACUAUUUUAUGGUUUAACAGAGUUGAACAUUUUAUACACAAAAAAACAAACAAAAAUCCUGAAUGUAUAACUCUUCUUUUCAUAUAUUUGUUUACUUUUGUGAUAUUGGUUCUCAGGAAUGUUUAAUGUAAAGCAUGUAUCUCAUCCUUUACUUAAAUAAAACUCUUUUUGUAC
Molecule: messenger RNA, 6698 nt
Organism: Sphaeramia orbicularis (orbiculate cardinalfish)
Lineage: Eukaryota; Metazoa; Chordata; Actinopteri; Kurtiformes; Apogonidae
Product: desmoglein-2-like
Biological process (GO): homophilic cell-cell adhesion
Cellular component (GO): desmosome; plasma membrane
Molecular function (GO): calcium ion binding
Source: RefSeq, a predicted model, not a curated record